AUGAGAGCAACCACCUUUGUCCUCCUUGUGAGUCUGGCACUUGCGACCAUCUUCAAUGUAGAUGGUGCCAUACACAGAAAGAUUGACUGCAGUAAAUAUAAAACAUUACCACAUGAACCGAAAUUUUGUAUUGAAAUAUAUGCACCCAUUUGUGGAUCUGAUGGCAAAACAUAUGACAAUGAUUGCUUCUUUUGUCGUGAAACUGAGAAAACUGACAACAAACUUAAAUUUGUGCAUUUUGGAAAAUGCUGA
Talpa occidentalis (Iberian mole) is the source of this 252-nucleotide messenger RNA. RefSeq names its product serine protease inhibitor Kazal-type 9-like. NCBI's taxonomy places the organism in Eukaryota, Metazoa, Chordata, Mammalia, Eulipotyphla, Talpidae. Bases 1 to 252 code for a protein of 83 amino acids. The record is from RefSeq and is a predicted model, not a curated record. The transcript is spliced from 4 exons. Gene Ontology annotation, molecular function: protein binding.